CGACUUACAAGGGAAUAGAGGAGUGCAAGAAGCUUGAGCGGCUCACACAGACUUCUAAACCUCGAUCACUGCCUCUUCAAAGCGCCUCGGUGCACAUACCUUGUGUUUCAGCGCGGUCCUUCACUCGGUGGUCUGGUGACUAGGCAACUCUCAUUUCGCGCCAGAUCCCAGUGUCGAGCGGUCAGUCUGCACAUCAUUUCAAGCCGAGCUGCCACCUGCAACAACGGAGCUUGUACGAUGUCUGCGACAACACCAGACGCCGCCACUUUGACUCGAAGAGCAUUCGGCGUCGCAACUAGCGGGAGGAAAGACAGCUCUGGGCUCAAGCCUUCGGAGGUCGUCACCGUGCUCGGGACCUUCGCGGUGGUCUUUCUGCUUUUGCUGGCCAUUGGGUGGAUGUGCAAGAUCUUGAACAAGCCAAGCAAAGAAGCGCAGCCGUACUACGCCACGUCCGGGCUCUAUCAACCAAGCGCUGCGGGCUAUGGCGCCCGGCAACCAGGCUCCUCCGCGGCUACAAAGGCCCAGACCAACCUCGCAUUGCCUACGCCUGGUCAAGAGUAUGGUGCUAGAACAAGUUUACUGAUGGCAGCUAGUCCGAUGGGAGCAGGUGGGCAAGGAUACGGCUCUCCUGGUGGCAGUGGAAGAGAGGACUACUUUUCGAAUGGCCCAUCGAUGGCCAACCAUGGCAGGAAUGCAUCAAGUUCUGCGCGAGGUGGGCAUGCUCGUGGAGAGAGCUCCGGAGUGAGGCUACCAGGCCCUUCCGCGGUGGCUCGCCGACCGAUGGGAGGUGCGAGCGGGCAACACCCGCCCUUGUCAAAUGGAAGUGCACCUCCGGAUGGUGGUGGUUUCAAGCCGGGUCAGGUCUUCAAUCAUUCGGCGUCAGCAUACGGAAUGCAAGGCCCAGGCGGCCCACAGCACCAAAUGAGAGCGGCGCCUCGAGGACCUCCGCCAGCUUCAGACCAAAAUAGAAGGAGAUCACGAUACGCCAGACAGGGCGUUGGGGCCAUCGAUUCCGUCGGGCCAGGGCAGAUCAGGAAGAGCAUGUACAUGGGCAACGAGGGCGAUGACCCUACAAGUCCCGGUAGGAAUCGCGCGUCCAAAAGAAUCAGCCGAUACCCCAGCAAUUUGGGCGAAGGUGGCGGCGGAAGCUUACGGAGAGUGGAUAGCGUGGGCAGAGGGGACCACCGUCGAAGGAGUCAAGCUUACAAUGCGAAUCGCUCGCCGAGCAUGUAUGGCAACAACGGACUCAACGAGCGGGCUACCUUGCGCAGCGCUGCGGCCGAUAAUUUUGGCGCGGGUAGAGGGCCGAGCAGCGAUCCACUAGGUGCUGAUCGGUCGCAGUAUCAAGCUAGCGGCAUGCCUCAAUCUGCGCCUGCGGGAUUCAACGGUUUCACGCAGGGUCCGCCAGGUGCGACUUUGCAAGUGGGAGCACGAAGGCCCUCAGGCGGGAACAAUGGGCAGCAACCAAACGGCUACUCGAACGGAUACUCGAACGGCUACGACGGUGCUGGUCCCCGAUCGACGAAUCAGCCCACUUCCUUCCUGCAGACGGAUCCUCGAGCUGGACCUCGAAGUCCUGGUCUCAAAGGUGGACCACCUCGACCUAUGGGCCCACCGUCACCUGGCACCGCACCUCGAUACCAGGGUCAGCCUGGCAUGCCAUUCGCCAGCACUCCUUCGCCGGGAAUGGGAGGUGGAUAUGGAGGCAAUAUGAUCAGCACGGGGGGCGGAGGUAGCAGUCGACACUUGCUCUAACAGCACAGAAUGUAUCUCAAUAAUCUUGAGCGCAGUGGGAAAGCUUCCGCCGCGGUGAUACUGAAUACCCAAGACUCGGACGUCUGAAUCCAUUCGGAACAUCUUUUACCUCCCCGACGUCCUCUCUUGGACGGAACACCCUCGACUUCGCACUUUGCAGGCCCGGACGAUUCUAUUCGAUCAUCGAUUGGCCAUCUGUGUAUUAUUACGUGAUCAGUCUUCAGCGAUUCUAGAGAAGAGGACAUCGAAUCA
Ceraceosorus guamensis is the source of this 2007-nucleotide messenger RNA. RefSeq lists its product as hypothetical. The record is from RefSeq and is a predicted model, not a curated record. The coding region runs from base 238 to 1755 and encodes 505 amino acids. The transcript is spliced from 3 exons. Lineage: Eukaryota; Fungi; Basidiomycota; Exobasidiomycetes; Ceraceosorales; Ceraceosoraceae.